UCCGGGAGGUCACCAGGCAACCGAAGGACGCUUCUAGCGCAGGCUGAGUGUGAAAUCCCGAGAGAAGGUAAGAAGCCGAAAAAAAGAGAGGAAUAAGAUUAAAUGAGGGAUUAACACACCGUGUGCUGCCCACCUGACAUAUAAGUGUAGAUAUGGAGUAUCUGUAGAAAUACCACCUUGCUCACACACUUACAUUGUCUGGGAUUCCUUAUUAAUUAAACAUUAUAAGCUGAAAUACCUCAAAUAACAUUAUUGUUGCCAUGGAGAUUUUUUUUUUUUUAAUUAUUUAUUAUUUUGCCCUAAUAGUGGGAAUUCCCCUAGAACACCUUUUAAAAUUCACAAUUUGGUAAAAAAAAAAAAAAAUGGCAACAUUUAGGAAAGAAGAGAGGAGUUGGUGAACCUUUGCAAAUCAACGAUAGUCACAGCAAUGACUAGUUUAGAAUAUAGCGUAUUUGGAAAUUCAGAUUCCAGUUUAAUACUAAUUCCGUCAGGCUUAUUCACUAAAGUGUGAAUUGUUUGGAAUUACAUUUACAUUCAAAUUCAGAUAGCAUUAAUACUAAAAAUGCCCCAAUAUGCCAUAUAGAUCCAGCAACAAAAUUAGCAUUUUGAAAAACCUGAAAUCGAUAGGUCUCUAAUUUGCCCUGUAACUUAAAGCGGCACUGUCAUGCCAAACUUACCUUUCUUUAAUCGAUUCCUCUUCUCUCCCUCUGUCAGGAUCUGUUCUUCAUUUCUUCCUGUCUGCUCUAGUUUUCUUUAAAACAUAAGACAAAGUAGGGACUACUUGUCUAAUGUAGGUUUCCAUGCGCCUGACCGUUUCUGACCAGCGGAGGAGCAAAGUGUGCUUAAUUUCCGGUGGUCAGAGAAAUUCUCCCAUAAGUCUUACCUUUCCUCCGUGUUCCUGCAAUGCUUCUUUUCACUUUUUCCCGAAUGUCCUGUCCUGUAAUAUCGUGGGAAUUAGGGAGUUAGAAAAUUGGGCAGACUAGAUGGGCCGAAUGGUUCUUAUCUGCCGUCACAUUCUAUGUUUCUAUGAGUUAUCUACCAAGAGGCUGAAAGACUUAAAUUGGUCUUUCAGCCAAAUUUACUAAUACCAAGUAAAGAUUACUUAGUAUUAGUAAAUGCUGCCCCUACUCGCUAUACCACUGUAAAAGAAAAAAAAAAAGCCCCCUAGUGUCCCCCCUCCCGAGCCCCCACCCGUGCAGUGUGAGUGGGGGCUUUCAAACUGAAGGGGGGACCUAGAGCCCCCCCCCAGCCCCCAACCCUGAGCGGCGGAUGGGGGCCCUAACUGAGAAUGGGGGGAACCUAUUGUCCUCCCACCCCUGAGCAGCGGGUGGGGGCCAUAAACACAAUGAGGGGGGGACCUAUUGCCCUCCUUCCUGGGACCUAUUGCCCUCCUUCCCCUAAGCGGUGGGUGGGGGCCCUAUUUUUAGGGUGAGGGGGUAGGUAGGGGUUUAAUAACUUUUGUUUUGGGUGGGGGGUGACCAGGGGCUUGGGGACCUCUAGUCACCUUGGGGGAGGGGGGGUAGAAUUUCAUUUAGGGCCCCCACCCGCCGUUCAGGGGUGGGGGUCAGGGGGAGGACAAUAGGUGUCCCCCCUCAUUGAUAUUUAGGGCCUUCACCCGCCGGUCAGGGGUGGGGGCUGGAGGGGGGGGACAAUGGGUCCCCCUCCAUUGUUUUUAUGGCCCCCACGUGCCAUUCAGGGGUGGGGGUCGGGGGAGGACAAUAGGUUCCCCUCAUUGUUUUUAUGGCCCCCACCCGCAGCUCAGGGGUGGGGGCUGGGUGGGAGGAAAAAAGCCCCCCCCCCCUAAAUUAUUAUUUUAUUAUUUAUAUAGUGCCAUCAGAUUCUGUAGCAAUGGGUGGAUUAACAGGCAUGUCAUUGUAACCAGACAACUGGACGUACAGGAACAGAGAAGUGGAGGGCCCUGCUCAAUAAGCUUACAUUUUAGAGGGAGUGGGGUAUAGUGACACAACGGGUAAAAGUAGGGAUAUGAAGUAGACAGUUGCAGGAGAGGAGUCACGAGGAGUGGGGGAUAAAAACCUGCUAAUAGUUUAAUUGAUAUGCUUUCUUGAAGAAGUGAGUUUUCAAUGAUUUUUUGAAUGAGUGGAGACUGGGUGAAAUUCUUACGGAAAAGGGAAGGGAGUUCCACAGAAGAGGUGCAGCCCUGGAAAAGUCUUGGAGGCGAGCGUUAGAUGUGGGAGUACGGACAGAGGAUAUACAUAGGUCUUUGGCAGAGCGUAGGGGCCUUGACGGGACAUACUUGUGUAUUAGGGAGGAUAGGUAGGUUGGAGCAGCAUUAUGUAGGGACCUGUAAGCAAGCACCAGAAUUUUAAAUUGAGCCCUAUUUUACAACAGUGAGCAGCCACAGGCCACUGUUUAGUAGACAUACCCCUACUUGUGGCAUAGCGAGUAGGGGCAUUCGGGAGAUUUCAAUCUCCCUUAUUAUAAUGAGGGGGGUCAUAGUAACCCUCAUAGAGUGAGGGAGGACAUGGGGGUUUAGGAAGUGUCAGGGAACACUGCUCCCUGCCGCUUCUAUUUUUACAUUUUACAAGGAGGGAGCUGCGCGCCGGUAACUCCCUCCUUGUAAUAAACUGAACGAACAAACGAACACCGAUAUUCGGUGUUUGUUUGUUCGACUGACAUUUCUAUUCAUUCGUCUUUCUGAUGAAUGAAUGGAUGAAAUUCCUGUUCGCAUGCCCAAGUGUUUAAUUGGGCAUGCGCGGUAAUCUCACAGCGCUAUCUAGUGUGGGCAGAUGACAUGUCCCACAGGGCCUUCAUUUACCCACACAAAGAUGGCAGCGCCCAGGACCUAGGUCGGGGCAGAAAAUAAAGUUUAAAAACUAGGUAAUAUAGGGGGCUUAGGGGCAUUUAGGGGUGACUAGGGGUUCAAUUAGAUCUAGUGGAGUCGGGAGGGGGGGGGUUAAAAAAAAAAAUGGGAUUCGGCCAUGACAGUGCCACUUUAAAGCAGAAAUGUCACUUCCAGAAAAGUGACAUUUAUGUACAUUCUAUUUCAGUACUUACUAGGGUAAAUAUUGCAAAGGGAGUAGGUUAAAACCUGAUCUCUUCAGCACCCAAUUUGCAGCAAUUCACCAUCCAAUAUUGCCUUGGGUGUGUGCCAGUGCACAUGGUUUAAACAAACUGGUGAAAAAAAACAGCCCAUGAUAGUGUUCGAAAUAUGCUAUGUUAGGCAUUUCUGUCUGACUAAUUUUGCUAACAGUAUGCAUAUGUACAAAAAUUUGGACUGCGUGAAUGGUAAAAUGUCCCAUAAAUAAAGACUAAGCAACAAAAUUUCAAGUUUGAAAACUAAAAUGGGCAAAUCUGUAAUUUGGCAAUGUAGCUUCACCUUUAAAUGUUAUAACUACAAAUUGCCUGGUGUCAGAUCAAGGCUUUAUGGGUAUGUAGCGUGAAUGCAAACGUUCUUGCUGUCUAAUCCUUCAAUAAAACACGAGGUGCAAAACAGCCAAUUACAGCCCACCUCAGGGCAGGUCUUGCUUACACUUGGCUUGCCCAGUUAUGUCACUAAUUAUGUCAAGAGAUACUUUCCAUGCAUGUCCAUCAUUGCUGCAGACCAUUGGCAGAUGUUCAUUGGGACGUGCCUCUGACCAUUAUUAAUGGUGUCAUUAGGCAAGCCUCAUGUUUCCUACUAUGUUAAUUUUCAUUAGUAGGCAUCCAAACCACUGUCACAUGGCCAUUUUACUUUGCAUUUGUGCUCUUGUUAUCCAGUAACCUUGCUAGUAGUAUGGGAGUUAAAAGCUAUUGUUAAAACUGAAGCAUUUUCUUUAGAUCAAAAAUCUCCCCAGACACAUGGCCAUGUUUCUGAGGAAACAUGCAAAAUAGGAACAUUUAGAAGUAAACUAUUUUAUCCAUAUAAAUAAUGCAGAUGGAAAAUUGUAUGAUCACAUUGAAAAAAUAUUUGUCCAUCAUACUAUUGAGCUGAAAUUAUAUAUUCUGCACAGAUAUGGAUUCUGAAUAUUUGAAGAAAUGUAUAGGAAAGUGCCUGGCAGAAGGACUAGCAGAAGUGGCUGAAAGAAGGCCGAUGGAUCCCAUCCAAUAUCUAGCACAAUGGAUUUACAAAUAUAGAAGCAAUUUAGAUGAGUAUGAAAAGGUAAGGUUUAACUCUUCACAACAAGGACUCUUUGCACAAGAGUUUUUGUUUAGUCAUAAUUUCCUAUUAACCAAAUGACAGACAUGCACACAUUUUAAACACACGUCUUGUUGCUUUAUUAUACAAGUCAAUGGUUUGGUCUACCAUGAGGUCGUCUUGAGGACAGUGGAGACCAAAACCUUGUACAAUAAGAGCACACAAGUUUUUGUUUAAAGCGGCACUGUCAUGGCCGUCUCCCCCCUCCCAACUCUACUACCUCUAAUUGCCCCCCUUGUUAUGCCCAAAUGCCCCUAAGUCCCCCAUAUUAUCUUUUUUUUUAACUUUAUUUUGUGACCGGACCUAGGUCCUGGACGCUGCCAUCUUUGUGUGGGCAGAUAAAGGCCCUGUGGGACACGUCAUCUGCCCACACUAGAUAGCACUGUGAAAUUCCCACGCAUGCCUAGUUAAACACUUGGGCAUUCGCUAUUGUCCGAAAUUCGGGCGGGAAUUUAGUCUAUUCAAUCGUCAGAAAGAAGAAGGAAUUAAUAGAAAUGUCAGAAGAACAAAGAAGCACUAUAUGUCGGUGUUCAUUUGUUCAGUUUAUUGCAAGGAGGGAGCUACCACAAAUAUAGGAAAAGAUGCAAAACCAGUGAACCACUAAUGGACAGCUGUUGGAUUGUUAACGCAACUCAUCAGCAUGAGUAACCAACCUAACACCCAAGGGAAAAGUAAAAAAAGAAAUGUGCUACCCUGACUGGCAGAAGAGCUGCAGUCAUUCCAGCAUAUCAAUAUCCCCACUCCACAUGAAAAAAAUGGUCCUGUUUAUAUGUGAUACCUCAGUACUCCAGGAUGUGAUUGUGCUGAGACCUACAUUGACUUGUAGCACUUCUGACUCUUCCCUAUUUCCGCCGACGGCCAGAGGCGCAUGCGCAUUCAAUCCCGCCCAUAGGAAAGCAUUACUCAGUGCUUUCCUAUGGGGAUCUUAUUGGACUCUGUGAGAACAUCCAGCGUCAGAUAAGUUUGAUUUGUAAAUUGCGGAAGUGGCCACUAGUGGCUGUCAGGAAGACUAGAGGGACCUGGCACCCAGACCACUUCAUGGAGCUGAAGUGGUCUGGGUGCCUAUAGUGGUUCUUUAAAAGUAAUCCUUUGGCGGCAUCUUGUGUCUAAACUCUGCAUUACACUUGGAAUAUUCUAAUUUAGCCUCAACAUGCCCUUUUGAUUUCACUCAUUAAUAGAAAAAUGUGGUUUAUUCCUUAUGUAUGGGAUCGUCCACAUAUUUUGGUGGUAGUAGUGUCAUAUAGGCAUAAUCCUAUUCAUUAAACAUUUAGGGGCAGAAACAAAUCCAUGAGUCCAGUCUGGCACCUCACCAACUUGAAAUGUGACCAGUUGCCACUUAGUGCAAGUGAAGUCUCUAUUGCUCAGACCUGCCACAUUACUGUGCCUCUAUCAAGUGGCAAAAACUGGGCAAUGCCGUUUCACCUUGUUGCUCAUGCUGUCCUGUGAAGCAGCUCUGGUGCAUAUCAAAAUAGCUGACUCUUGUCCUUGUGCAUGACUGAAAAAAAUCACUUGAUAUCAUAAAUAAGCAUAUGCUCAAUAAUUCCCUCAUUUGUAUGAUUGGGCAUGUAAUUAUUGUUUGUGUAGCUUUAUCACUUCCAGAAUGAUGGCACCGGAAGAGGACCACAUCACAUAAAAGAUGGACUAAAAGGUCAGUAUUUAUUUGCAAAAAUGUCUUAUAUCACUAAUGUUUGUUUAUUUUGAAGAGGAAACUGGAAAGAGAGGAAUUGGAAAGAGAAAAAGAGGAGGCACGCAUGGAGAUAGAAAUGGCUGAAAAACUCAAACAAGAGGAGAUUCUUAUCCAGCAGAAAAUUGAAGAACAACAGAGGGUGAGAACCAAAAAGACCAUGUAUUGUAUUACUGGAGUGAAUUUGUUGUGCGAUUACAGCUUAGAAUGACCUCUGCUGAUGUGUUACCAUUGGUGGUUAAUGUAAAUGUUACAUUACUACAUUAUCUGCUAGAGUAGUGUUGGUUAAUUUUAACUAAUUGUUACAUGAUUUGCAUGAUUCUUCUAAAACAUAAGUUGCUGUUCUUCUUUGAAGCUUUAAGGGAACCACGUACCCAAGAAUGGGCACUAUUAAGAAGAGAGGUAAUUAGUUAUAGGGGGGUAGCCACUGAAUUUUGCUCCUCUGAGAUACAAACGUCUCAACUGAAUCCUAACAUGUAUAAAACUGUUAUAAUGAUUGACAGUGAAACUAUAGGCAUCUCAGAUUUGUGCUAACUGGUCCAAUAUAAUACUCUUCCUUGCUAAAUAACGGCAAUGAACAAGUGAAUUUCCCAACACAAUCUGUACAAACCAUGGUUAUGGAAUUGUAAUAUAUUCUACAACAGAUUUAUCUUUCAUACAGCCUAACUUGCACUAACAUGCCACAUGUGGUGUGAUUAGAUCAAUAAAUCUCUUUUUAGAAGGAAUUUAAAAAUGCACAUGCAUUUUUAAAAAUAGUGAAUCAAUGAUUUAUCUGUUCCUAAGCUAAUGUGGUAUAAUUCGUGUAACUUGUGCGUGGAUAAUACCCUAACCAUGUGCACAACUUGGAUGAACAAAUCUCCACUGCUGUCAAGAGUCUAAUUGGAUCCAACUCACUUAGUAAGGGUCAAGUCCUUACUAGACAAAUAGCAAGGCAGGAAUAGCACAAAGCACGUAUUGCCAGUUCUCAGAAUGGGCAGGUUUAACACAGCAUUCCCAAACAAGAUAAUAAUGUAGUGAGGACUUUUCUGGCGAGAGGAGGUGUAGCUAAAGAGGCAGGCUUAUGGUGUAGCAUUCUGCAAAGCAUUUAUUUAUUUUAUACAAACACUAUAAAGAUUUAAACAUGCAACAACACAGCAUAUUAAUGAGGCCCAUACCUAUCAAAUCUAUUAAAGAAGUAUUGGUUUUCAGAGUGUCCCCUUAAUUUUGAUGUUCCGCAUGUAAUUUUAAAGAAACGCUAAAAACACCUCAAGCACUCGCUGAAGUGCUUUAUGUGUGAAAAGUGGGUCAUCUUUUUUUUUUUUUUUUUUUACAAAAAGUGCAGAAUUCAAUAGAAUUUGGUACUUUUAUAAAUUAAUCUUCUAACACCCCCUAGCUGUCAACCAGACAUCCUGUCCUUUUAUUUUCAGGUUGUUUGCUUGGUGGAGCUAAACUCAAGACUCAGGCGAUUGCCUACCUUAUAAAGACUUGUUGUUGAGUUGCAUUGGGAAGUAUGUAGCUAAGGGAAGAAGAGGAGGAACUGCAAAGGCUUCAGACAAGAGAUCUGUAUAUUUUAUUAUCUGUUUACAUAUACCUGCAUUGAAGCAAUCCAUAUACCUGCAAUGAAGCAAUCCAUAAUUAAAUGCAUGCAGGGUAUAUUUGCUAAAUAUUUAUUAUUAAUUUUUUUUUUAUUUAAAAACCUUUUACAACUAAAACUGUUGCACUAUGUUUGCAGACUGAAUAGUCAAUAUAAUGUUUUAAAAUAAUGUGUACUUUGGACAAUUUUAUUUAAUUUAAUUUACACUAACAAUUGGUAAAGAUUCAUAACCUUUUAUUUUCUAUUUAAUUGAAGCACACCAUUCUAUAAAUCAGCUUGUUUAGGAGCACAUUGUAUUUUACUGAAUCACAUAAAAAAAUUAUUAUUUACAAUCUAUUGGCAGAAUAUGAUUUCAGAGCAAUACCCCGAAAAGACACUAGCAGAGCUUACGGAGAAGUUUGGAGCACCACAUCUGCCAACUGUGGAAGAGACAGACGAAUCGUUGUCUUCUGUAAGUAUCCUGGUAAAAAGAGUUCCAACCAUAUAAAAAAAAAAAAAAAAGACUUAAAAUACACUAAACAUCUAUUUAUUAUACCUGUACAUAUCAAGAACAGUGAUUCUACAGAUCCAUUAGUAAACUUUCCUUAUUUUGUUAAAUGCUUAACCUAUUUAAAUACUGACCAAAGGUUGAAGAAAAUAAAUUGUUUCCUCCAAUCUGUUUUGUUCAUAUCAUCAUGUAGACUACAGAUGCCUUAAUCAAUGGAGUAAUCAGUUGUAAUAAUAAAAAAUCACUGACUAUCUAUAAGUCUUUCGUUCUUCUUUUGGUUAUUAAUGUUUAAUCUAUCUGCUGAAAGGAAUUCAAAGCUCUUUUCUUUUGAAGAUCAUUAGGUGUGUAAUGGUUGGGCAUUUGUCUACUCUGCAUACUAAUUCAUGUAAGAUAUACAGCAGUAACUGUAAACAAUACAUUUCCUUCAUUCUACAUGUAUUAAGGGUGCUAAACUGAACAGCCUGGAGAUAUCGCCUGAAGUUGAAAACACAGGAGAGUCACUGGAGAAUCCACCUCUAAAGGAAACUGAUGAUCAGUUAAUACACAGUCAGGGCCAUGAAACAAAGGAAGUGGAAGGAUAUGCAACUUUUAGAAUGGAAGAAAAUCAGGGAGAGAUGGAACCUUCUCAAAAGGAUGGAGAUAUUUUGGGAAAUACAGUGCAGCCUACUAAUCCGGACAUCCAAACUGAAAAGGAAUCUGAAAAUCAAGACAACCCUCAAGAACAGUCAUAUUCUAACAUAGGAGAACAAACCAUGUAAACUUUUAGAACCUCAAUUGUGAAAAUUAAUCUGCUCAAUCAUGUCAUUUGUUGAACUGGUCUCAAAAUUGAUGUACAUGUUUGGGGACUUCAUUUAGAGUAAUAUCCAAUUUCUUAGUGGCUACUCAGGAUUUCAAAGGAUUUGCCCUUGAAUGUGUGACUGCAUCAAUUUAAUAAAGUUUCAAGUAUUCACA
This is a messenger RNA of Pelobates cultripes (western spadefoot toad), 8830 nucleotides long. Lineage: Eukaryota; Metazoa; Chordata; Amphibia; Anura; Pelobatidae. The record is from the annotation of a GenBank genome assembly.